This is a messenger RNA of Paramisgurnus dabryanus, 1646 nucleotides long. RefSeq lists its product as uncharacterized. NCBI's taxonomy places the organism in Eukaryota, Metazoa, Chordata, Actinopteri, Cypriniformes, Cobitidae. The record is from RefSeq and is a predicted model, not a curated record.
GAGGAAAUAAGCUAAAAAACUUAAACUUACAUACCCAGAGAACGUCCUUCAGAGAUUCAGUUAGCCUCCAAAAAUAUCCACAGCCUCUCUGAGACAAUACACCUCCAGUUUCUGCUGACUCGUUCAGUCUGCACACAACAAUGAGAGAACAUCUCAGCCGUGUGCUUAUCCUUCUGGUCAUCACAUCCUCUUUAAAAACAUUAAACUCUGAAGAGGAGCUAUGGGACACGCAUUUUGGUUAUCCACCACCUCGACAUGGACUAGCCCUACUUACUUGGUAUGUGAAAAAAUGCAUCGACAAUAACAUGGUGGCACUUUGCGACCCUGUGGCAGGAGACUUUGGAUUCCACGUGUUUCACAACAUUGGACGCCUGCUUCCCCCGCUGAAGGACAAACACACAUAUGCAUACUUCACCAUAGGAAACCUUCACUAUAAGCAUGCGGCGGAUCUACCCUAUGAAGUGAGAAAAUACUAUGAUCCCCAUAAUAAAUUGAGCAACAUGGACAGAGUCAUUGUCAAGCUCAACAUGAACAAAAAUAAAAUUGAGGAUAUCUACAUAUCAGAACACUACAAUCCACCCAGAACCUUUUAUUUAGGGGACAAUCUCAUUGAUAGUUUAAGGCAACUUCAGAACUCAUCACGUAAAGCAAAAUUUCAAAAUAUGAAUAAAAUGUCUAUUAAUUAAAACUUUUUUUAAAAGAUUUUCUAAAUUAUCUCAUUUCCUUCCUUUGUGUUCCCAUGGCAGACCCCUACAGUCUUUCUUUAGCAUUUUCAGUUUUGUAUUUUCUGAACUUUCAUUUCUGAUUUGUUAUUAUGUGUUUCCCCAUUGUAAUUCCACUUCCCUGUUUUAAUUAUUUACAUUUCACUCUAAAACUGCUGGGUUAUUUUCAACAAGCACCGUUGGGUCAGAAAGGGACAAACUUGGCCACUGAGUUAAUUUAACCCAAAAAAAAAUUAUAUUUGACCCAACAAUGGGUUAAAACAACCCUGCAUAGGUUAGAUACAACCCAACAUGUUGGGUUCAUCUCAUUUUGACCCAACACUGGGUUGAAAAUAACCCAGCAUUUUUUUUUUUAGUGAUUAGAGGGUCAUUAUACCAAAUAGUUUUAUCUGACUUACAAAUGAGAAAGCAUUUAACAUUUUGUCACAUUUUUGAUGACAUGUUUUUCUGGAAACUUUCUUUCAUUCUUUCAUAAAUCUGAUAAAACUAAUGACUGACUUACGACUAUCUCUUCUGAGAUUUGAAGGAUGAAGUACUUUAAAGGGGACAGAAAAUAAAAAAACAUUUUUACCUAGUCUUUGUUGAAUAAUGGUAGUCUACCGCAUUCACGAACAUACAAAAAGUGCUAAACAUGCUAAACAUCUGAGUCUCAUAGAAAUUUCUCUUUUAGAAAUGUCAGCCAGAAAACGGCCCAAUCUGAAAAACUGAUGCUUAUGACAUCACAGGCAUCUCACUGCCCCUCCACUUUAAAAUAAUUGAUUACAUUUUUUGAGUGGCAGUAAAGUCAGCCAAUCAGUAAUGAGAUUGCAAGUUAAGCCAGUAGGGGGAGCCAAAUAGGUGCAAAACCACUUGUUUAAAAUCCCCCAUCUUAAUAGAGCUAUCUGAGAGAGGUUUUUAGGAAGCUUCUAAGGCAUUACAGACCCA